GAUGCAUCACUCCAGAAGCAGAAAAAUGAUAGUCCCUCGCUCUGGCAAUAGAACACCGCGCUCAUAAAAUUCGAAUUUGCAAAUCACAGCUCUCCCUCUCCCUCCUCCUCUCUCUACACUUUCUGAGGAACAAUGGAGGAAGAAGGCACGAUCUUGAAGCUCACCCUGGAGAAAGGCCCGAGAGAGGGCGAAGCCCUUGAAUUCCGACCUGGAUCCGUGGUUCGAAUCGGGCGGGUGGUCCGCGGCAACACGCUCGCCAUCAAAGAUGCCGGUGUGUCCUCCAAGCACCUCUCCAUCGAGUCGAAAGAGGGAAAAUGGGUGGUCACCGACCUUGACUCCUCGAACGGCACCAUUUUGAACGGCUCGGCCCUCCGUGCGCUGAGCCCCGCUGAGCUCCGAGACGGCGAUGUCGUCAAGAUCGGCGAGUUGACGUCCAUCAAGGUCUCGAUCGAGGCAGCCCUUAGGCAUGAUGCUCCACCGCGGCGGAACCCUAGGAGGCGUCUGGGGAAGGCGGAGUUGGCUUCGAUUGGGGAAGAUAGUGAGUUAGGGUUAGGGUUUGGUGGGGAAUUGGGGAAUGGGGCGGCGGCGGAGAACCGGAGAGGGCGAGGUCGGCCAAGGAGAGGUGGGGCCGUGGAGAGUGAGCCUGAAGAAGGGACUGUUGAGGCUGUGAAAGUUGAAGAAUUCGAGAAUUUAGGUCCAAAAGCGGUUGUGCCGAAACAGGGGAGGCAAGUAAGUACCAGGAGGACUCGAAGUUCGAAGCGUAAAGAGGAUUCAACUGUAGACGGAAAUGCUUGUCAAGAACUAGAGAUUUCAGCCCAGCUUGUUGGUAGAUUGACACGGGGAUCUUCGAGGAGGAUGAAGAAGAAUUUAGAGAAUGAGGAACCGGUAAGCAUCAAUCAUGAGGUCUUGGAAGUGAAGGAAGACAGGGAUGAGUUGAAUGUGGGCCAAGAAGAGUGUGAAAAAAUCGACAGGAAUUUGGGGCAAGAAGAGUGCAAAGGAAUUGAAGAGAAAUUAGUCAAGAGGCAGCUGGAAACUGAUCGGGCUGGGUCUUUGGAGGACAAUGAGGUGUCGAGGAGGUCAAAUUUGGGGGGACAUGAAUGUGAAGGUCUGGCAACUGCAUCGGGGAAUAAGGGGAGUGGAGUUGAGGCUGGAGUUGUGCCGGAUUUGGAGAAGAUGACACUUGGAGAAUGGUUUGAUUAUUUGGAGGUCUAUUUGCCGAAACAGAUUCAUGAUAAGACUGAAGAGAUUAUUUUAGAAAUGAAUCAGAUGGCAGAGCGAUUUCAUGAGUUCACUUCGAAGCAAAAAAAUGAAAAGGAGAAGGGUAAGCUGCCUAUGGGGUAGGUGGAAGAUUGAAAAGAGCGCCUUGAACCAUCUGCAGUUUUGUGGAACAUUGCUGCAUGAAUUUUUGAAGGGUUCAAUAUGCUUGGAGGGAUAUCAGGAUCAGUAGAUCAGAUGACUCAGACUGAUUGGGAUCAUGCAAUACAUACAAUUGUAUGACAUUGCCCUUUGGCAACGUGUGUCAUAAUCCUUUGUGGUAUUCACUUCUCUCAAUGACCCUCUCUGUAUCUAGUUUGGUUUAUGCUUUAUAUCCUGGAAUGGGAUCUACAUGGUAGCGUUUUUCAAGUACACCAGCUAAUGGUGAAACCAGAGGCCUUGUGAAUGGGGUGGAUGAGUGCGGUCUGUCUCCUUCAAAUUGUCUGGUUGGCUUGCGAAUCAAUCACCCACAAGCAUGACUGUCUUUUUCGGAAAUAAUCUGGUUAGUCCGUCCUUGAUCGAUGCCAUCUUGCCGUCGGAACUUCUAGAAACCUACCAAGAUGAUAUUUAAUAGUAUACCUUUGUCUUGGCCUAAUGAACAGUUCAAAUGCCUCUCAAUUUUUUGUUGUAACGUGUAGCAAAGAUGCAUUCUGGAUGGAAAUAUGCAUUUUCACUUCUUGUUGUUCUGAUAUGAUAUGAAUCUUCUGUUGGAUUGCAUGAUCAUUAUCAUGAUGCAAAUUGGGUGUCUUACUCUUAAAAACACUUUCUGUAUAUACAUAUGUACUGGACUACAUGGAAAGUUGUGUUCUUUUGGCAUGGUGGUAUAUAAAUAUUACUGGGCAACAUGACA
This is a messenger RNA of Diospyros lotus (date-plum), 2104 nucleotides long. Its product is annotated as FHA domain-containing protein At4g14490-like. NCBI's taxonomy places the organism in Eukaryota, Viridiplantae, Streptophyta, Magnoliopsida, Ericales, Ebenaceae. Gene Ontology annotation, molecular function: mRNA binding; protein binding. The transcript has 2 exons. The record is from RefSeq and is a predicted model, not a curated record. Bases 133 to 1341 code for a protein of 402 amino acids. Gene Ontology annotation, biological process: regulation of DNA-templated transcription.